AUGAAACUACAGCACACAUUGACACUUGCCUCGCUCAUUGGCCCCGCAACAGCGGGCGUGAUCAGCCCAUGUUCAGAUUGUAUCUUGACCGGCAACUCGUUGGACAACCUGGCAGAUGUCAAGAAAUGUACCAACAUCAUCAUCAAGGACUUCACCGUCCCAGCUGGCCAGAAACUGGAUCUCACUGGUUUGCAUGACGGCACCACUGUCACCUUCGAUGGUCGCAUCACCAUGGGCUACGCCAAGUGGGAAGGCCCUGUUAUCCAGAUCAAAGGCAAAAACAUCCACGUCACAGGUACUCCCAACCACGUUAUCGACGGUGAGGGCCAACGCUGGUGGAAUUGCAAGGGCGAUCCCAACAACGAAAAGCCCAAGAUGAUCCGCCUGUCGCUCUCCAACAAUUCCGUUGCCGAAAACCUGAAAGUCAAAAACACCCCCAAGAGCGCCUUCAGCUUGAACAAUUCCCACGGCCUGGUGGUCAGAAACGUGCUCAUCGACAACCGUGACGGUAAGGACACCGCCAAGAACACCGACGGCUUCGACGUCAGCAGCUCCACCAACAUCACCAUCAAGGGAUGCACCGUAUACAACCAGGACGACUGCCUGGCCAUCAACAAGGGCUCCGGCAUCACCUUCACAGAGAACAACUGCUACGACGGCCAUGGAAUCUCCAUCGGAUCUGUAGGCCACACCAGGGGCGACCAAGUCACCGACGUCCACAUCACCGACAACAAGGUUUUCACCUCCACUAAUGGUCUCAGAAUCAAGACCAUCGUCGACGCUGAAGGCGACGUCUCCGGCAUCUACUUUUUAAACAACCGACUCACCGACGUGAAGAAGUACGGCAUUGUCAUCGAAGGUGACUACAAAGACGGCACCACCACGGGCAACCCCACCGGCGGCGUCCCAAUCACCAACCUACACGUGAUCGGCAAUCACGGUAAUGUCGUAAACAGCAAGAGCUCCCCCGUCAAGAUCCUGGUCAAGAACGCCUCCAAAUGGGAGUGGGCUAGAAACAACAUCAUCGGCGGACGCAAGUUCGCGUGCAGCGGUGCUCCAGAUCGCUUUGGCGAAUGCCUCUGA
Molecule: messenger RNA, 1083 nt
Organism: Eremothecium cymbalariae DBVPG#7215
Lineage: Eukaryota; Fungi; Ascomycota; Saccharomycetes; Saccharomycetales; Saccharomycetaceae
Gene: PGU1
Product: endo-polygalacturonase
Exons: 1
Coding region: 1-1083 (360 amino acids)
Biological process (GO): pectin catabolic process
Cellular component (GO): extracellular region
Molecular function (GO): polygalacturonase activity
Source: RefSeq, a predicted model, not a curated record